AUGACGCUUGGCGAAGCAUUUCGCUCCCACCGGCCAGCAAUGCUGUGGGCAAUGGCAAUCUCUCUCCAAGGUAUCAUGGAGGGCUAUAACAUCGCACUGGUAGGCGCGCUCGUCGCAGCGCCAGCAUUCCAAAGGCGAUAUGGCGACUACUAUGACCCUGAGCUGGGCUAUCAAGUCAGCUUCAGGUGGCAGAUGGCAUUCAUGCUGGGUGCAGCAGCUGGAGGGAUCGUGGGCGGCCUGCUGAGUGGUUACAUGAUUGAGAAGAUUGGUGCGCGGAUCACCAUCAUGACUGCCCACGUCGUGCUCUGUGGUACCAUUGCCAUUACUUUCUGCGCUCCGAGCAUCCAAGUCCUGUUCGUUGGCUGCCUCUGCAAUGGCCUUCCAUGGGGUAUUUUGGCAGGUGUCGGACCUGUCUAUGCAUCUGAGGUCUGUCCCACAGCUGUUCGGGGCUACUUGAUCAACUUCGUCAACUUCGCAUGGUCAUGCGGUGGCUUGCUGGCUGCUGGUGUGCUGCAGCCCUUCUCGACAGUUAUGAGCCAGUGGGCGUACAGAAUCCCCUUUGCCAUACAGUGGAUUUGGCCAGUCCCACUUUUCCUCAUCGCGUUCUUCGCGCCGUCAAGCCCAUGGUGGCUCAUUCGUCGCGGACGCAUUGAAGAGACUAGGAAGUCGCUCCGCAGUCUUACACGCGGACUUUCUGACAAGGAAAUUGAUGCAAAAAUUGCGCUCAUGAAGCACACGGAUGAGUACGAGAAGAUGGCGAAGACAGAGUCGAGCUUCGCGGACUGCUUCAAGGGCACCAAUCUGCCUCGAACGGAGAUCGCAGCUGUUGUUCUGACAAGUCAGGCAAUAACAGGCCAGGUCCUGGCCGCAAGUCCAACCAUAGGCGCGGGCGCACUCGGGGUUGCUGGGAACAUUUUCUGCUGGUUCCUCAUGGCAUGGUUUGGUCGGCGUCGUCUUUUCUUAUUUGGCCUCGCCGGUUGCGGUGCCUCUCUCAUGAUUGUCGGCAUCCUGGACUCAUUCGGCGGCCGUGCAAUUCCUUUCGUCCAGGCAGCCUUGUGCCUCGUCUGGAUGGCCAUCUACUCAUCAAUCGUAGCACCCGGAUCUUACACAAUCGCAGGUGAGAUUUCCGCCACACGGGUUCGCUCCCAGACGAUGGGUUUCUCAAGAGCUGUUUUUGGGAUCUUGAGCGUCACCGCAGGCGUGGUGCAAACAUAUAUCACCAAUCCGACAGGUGCCAAUAUCUCAGGAAAGGCCGCUUACGUUUGGUUCGGAGGCUCGACCAUCCUCUUCAUUUGGGCGUUCUUUCGUCUGCCAGAGACCAAGGGUCGGACGUAUGAAGAGCUUGAUAUUCUAUUCGAGACAGGAGUCACAGCCCGUAAAUUCCGCAAGCAACACAUCGAGGUCGUUGCCGAGAACAACCAUAAGAUCGUCGACGAUGCCGAUCCGUGA
Messenger RNA from Zasmidium cellare ATCC 36951, 1449 nucleotides. RefSeq lists its product as uncharacterized. Bases 1 to 1449 code for a protein of 482 amino acids. Gene Ontology annotation, biological process: carbohydrate transport; transmembrane transport. The record is from RefSeq and is a predicted model, not a curated record. Gene Ontology annotation, molecular function: carbohydrate:proton symporter activity. Lineage: Eukaryota; Fungi; Ascomycota; Dothideomycetes; Mycosphaerellales; Mycosphaerellaceae. Gene Ontology annotation, cellular component: membrane. The transcript is spliced from 7 exons.